Manis pentadactyla (Chinese pangolin) is the source of this 16036-nucleotide messenger RNA. RefSeq names its product Fraser extracellular matrix complex subunit 1 (gene FRAS1). The record is from RefSeq and is a predicted model, not a curated record. Lineage: Eukaryota; Metazoa; Chordata; Mammalia; Pholidota; Manidae. Gene Ontology annotation, biological process: cell communication. The transcript is spliced from 74 exons. Gene Ontology annotation, molecular function: protein binding. Bases 921 to 12953 code for a protein of 4010 amino acids. Gene Ontology annotation, cellular component: membrane.
UGGGUUCGGGGGUCCUUUCCAUCCUUUGUAGCUAUUUCUUCUGUGCAUUUAAUUUUAUGGCUCCUCCUCCACUCCGGUAAUCACACCUCCACCCUGCAGACAAGCUCCAGGGUGUUCGGUGCGGCGCGGGCUGUAGUCUUGGGAGCAAGCCGUGCCCCUGCAGCCCUUCUCACCCCCUCGAGGGGCGGGGGCGAGAAAGUAGCAGCCGCGCCCCCAGCCCUGCCGCCCGCGUCUUUCCUCGUUAGCUGUGGAACAGGCUGCCGCGGGGAGCGCAGCCGGAGGCGGCGCAGCGCGGCUGCAGCGCCGGCGAGUCCCGGGAGCUGCUUGCAGCGCGGCACAAAGUUUCCUGUGGGCGGCCCCCGGUGGCUGCAGUCCGCGGAGCCGGGUGGCCCAGCCAAAGAGUGGCGGGUGGGUCUUUCGGGGCUCCAGGUGACCCCCUCUGCCGACGCAGCGCCGACGCAGAGUGCCAAGCGAACUUUAAAAAGCUGCUUGCCACGAGCCUGCGCGGGGAUUCCCACAGUCGGGGACCCCGGAGCGGAAGCGUCCUGCUUGAGGGAAGCUGGGAGACCCGCUCAGCCGGUGACGGGCAACUUUCCGGCGAGACUUUGCUGCGGAGAACUGCGCUCUGCCGCUUUUAUCCUCCUAGGCUCAGCCCACGUUGGCGUCCUGCUUUGGUGGAGAGCUAGAUGCGUUCUACGCCCGGGCUGUGAGUGAAUUGACUCCCCUCCCGCCGCGGCGUCUCAGGGCUGAUGUGAGUGUUGCUCUCGGCUGGCCCAUCGUCUCAUUUCCCCGGAGGUAACCGCCUGCCGCCCGCCGCUCUCCGUGCGCCUGGCCCGGAGCGCAGGAGUCAGCGUUUUGGUCGAGAGCUGGUUCUUGGAUGCUAAAGGCUGUGCCUCUCCAGCGCAGGUGCCGAGGCGGCAAUGGGUGUCUUCAAACUGUGGCUUGGGGUGGCCUUAGUAUUGGCGGAAUUCGCAGUAUUGCCUCAUUAUUCUGAAGGUGCUUGUUUCUAUCAGGGUUCCUUGUUGGAGGAUGCUACAAUUUGGAAGCCCGAUUCAUGCCAGAACUGCCGUUGCCAUGGCAAUAUCGUUAUUUGCAAACCUGCUGUUUGCAGAAACCCUCAGUGUGCCUUUGAAAAGGGAGAAGUGCUUCGCAUAGGUGCCAACCAGUGCUGCCCUGAGUGUGUGCCGAGGACUCGCGGGUCUUGCCAUCACGGAAAGAACAUCCAUGCGCACGGGACAGAGUGGGCCUCCUCCCCGUGUAGCAUGUGCUCUUGCACUCACGGAGAAGUGCGGUGCUCCCGCCAACCAUGCCCCCCGCUGCUGUGUGGACACCAGCAGCUGGAAUUCAUCCCUGAGGGAGGCUGCUGCCCAGUCUGUGUGGGCCCUGGGAAACCCUGUACCUAUGAAGGCCGAGUGUUUCAGGAUGGGGAGGACUGGCCCCUGAGUCGGUGUGCCAAAUGUGUGUGUAGAAAUGGGGCCACACAGUGCUUUGCAGCUCAGUGUCAGCCUCUGUUUUGUAACCAGGAUGAAACUAUAGUCCGAGUCCCUGGAAAAUGUUGCCCACAGUGCUCUUCCGGAUCCUGCUCUGCAUCAGGCCUAGUAUAUGAGCAUGGUGAGCAGUGGAGUGAAAAUGCCUGCACCACGUGCAUAUGUGACCAGGGUGAGGUCAGGUGCCACAAACAGGCCUGCCCUCCAUUAAGAUGCAAAAAGGGUCAGAGAAGGGCUCAGCGCCACGGGGAAUGCUGUGAGGAAUGCGUGCCUUCUGCCGGGAGCUGCUCUCAUGGUGGGACCGUGCGGUACCAGGAUGAAAUGUGGAAGGGCUCGGCCUGCGAGUUCUGCGUGUGUGACAGUGGCCAAGUGACCUGCCAGACUGGAGAGUGUGCCAAAGUGGAGUGUGCCCAGGAUGAAGAAUUAAUUCACUUAGAUGGAAAAUGCUGUCCUGAAUGCAUUUCAAGGAAUAGCUAUUGUGUUUAUGAAGAAAAUGCAGAAUUUAUGUCCUCAAAUGUGAGUGAAGUUAAACAUAUUCCAGAGGGGGAGAAGUGGGAGGACGGCCCUUGCAAGGUGUGUGAGUGCCAGGGGGCUCAGGUAACUUGCUACGAGCCCUCUUGUCCACCAUGUCCAGUGGCCACCCUAGCCCAGGUGGCAGAGGGACGGUGCUGUCCAGAUUGCACAUCAGCUCAUUGCCACCCAGACUGCUUAACCUGCUCUCAGUCUCCGGACCACUGUGACCUCUGCCGGGACCCGACAAAGCUGCUGCAGAACGGACAGUGUGUGCACAUCUGUCCUCUGGGAUUUUACCAGGCUGGUGCUCUCUGUCUAGCCUGCCAGCCUCAGUGCUCUACAUGUACCAGUGGGCUGGAGUGCUCAUCCUGCCAGCCCCCCCUGCUGAUGCAGCACGGCCAGUGUGUGUCCACCUGCGGGGAUGGCUUCUACCAAGAUCGCCACUCCUGUACAGUUUGCCACGAGUCCUGCGCUGCCUGCUGGGGCCCCACAGAGAAGCACUGCUUGGCCUGCAGAGCCCCCCUCCAGGUGCUGAGAGAGGGCGGCUGUGAGAGCAGCUGUGGAGAUGGGUUUUACAACAAGCAGGGGACCUGCAGUGCUUGUGAUCAAUCAUGUAAGAGUUGUGGCCCCAAUAGUCCCAGAUGUCUUACCUGUAUUGAGAAGACAGUGUUGCAUGAUGGGAAAUGCAUUUCCAAAUGCCCUGGUGGGUACUACGCUGAUGCCACUGGCAGAUGCAAAGUGUGUCAUAACUCGUGUGCCAGCUGCUCUGGACCCACGGCCUCUCACUGUGUGGCCUGCAUCCACCCCCGGGCUCUGCAUCAAGGCCACUGUCUGCCCAGCUGUGGAGAGGGCUUCUACUCUGACCAUGGGGUCUGCAAAGCUUGUCAUUCCUCUUGCCUGAGCUGUGUGGGACCAGAGCCCUCUCACUGUGCCCAGUGUAAGGAGCCGGAGGAAGGACUGCAGGUCGAGCAGGUGUCUGGGGCAAACAUCGCCUCUGGCAAGUGUCUGUCCCAGUGCAGAGCCCAGUUUUACUUGGAGAACACUGGGCGGUGUGAAGCUUGCCACCGGUCCUGCUCUGAGUGUGAGGGGAAGAGCCCACAUAACUGCACAGCCUGCUGGCCUUCCCACGUGCUGCUGAACGGGCAGUGCCUCCCACAGUGCCCAGACGGCUACUUUAACCAGGAAGGCAGUUGUACAGAAUGCCACCCCACCUGCAGACAGUGCCGUGGGCCAUCAGAGUCUGACUGCGUUUCCUGUCACCCGCACGUCGCCCUUGCUAGUGGGAACUGCAGGGCCAGCUGUAAGGAAGAGAAGUUCCUCGACCUCAUGGGGCACUGUGCUGACUGCCAUCCUCUGUGCCAGCAUUGUGUGGCCGAUCUCCACAGCCCUGGGAGCAUCUGCCUGAGGUGCCAGAAUGACCGGUACCUGCUGCUAGGGGACCACUGUGCUCCCAGUUGCCCUUCUGGAUACUACGCAGAGAGAGGAGCUUGUAAAAAGUGUCACUCCUCCUGCAGAACUUGCCAGGGCAGAGGACCCUCCUCCUGCUCCUCAUGUGCCGCCGGCCUCACCCUGUCCCACCGCGGCACCUGCAGUACCAGCUGCUUCCCAGGGCACUAUCCCGAUGACGACCGUGUUUGCCAGCCAUGCAAUGCCCAUUGUAGCAGCUGUGAUUCUCAGGCCAGCUGUACCUCCUGCCAAGACCCAAACAAGGUCCUGCUCUUUGGGGAAUGUCAGUAUGAGAGCUGUGCCCCACAGCACUAUCUUGACUUCUCCACCAAGACAUGCAAAGAGUGUGACUGGAGUUGCAAUGCAUGCAGCGGGCCUCUGAGGACAGACUGCCUGCAGUGCAUGGAUGGCUACCUUCUCCAGGAUGGUGCCUGUGUGGAGCAGUGCUCACCAUCGUUUUACAGGGACCUGGGCUUCUGCAAAAGCUGCAACAGCCACUGUCUCCAGUGCCAAGGUCCCCAUGAGUGCGCUCGCUGUGAAGAGCCAUUUCUCCUCUUGGAAGCCCGGUGUGUCCAGGAGUGUGGGAAGGGGUACUUUGCAGAUCAUGCAAGUCACAAAUGCACAGCCUGCCCUCAGGCGUGCUCGCAGUGCAGCCACUGGGACCAGUGUCACCUCUGUGACCGUGGGUUCCUUCUGAAGAAUGGCCUUUGCAUUUCCAGCUGUGUUCCCGGCUUCUCUGUCCACUCCUCCAAUGAAACAUGUGCUGACAAAAUACACACUCCCAGUCUUCAUGUGAAUGGUUCCCUCACUCUUGCCAUCGGUUCAAUGAAGCCCCUGGAUUUUUCCCUCCUGAACGUCCAUGACCAGGACGGCAGGGUUGACGAGCUUCUGUUUCACGUUGUGAGCACUCCCACCAAUGGUCAGCUAGUGCUCUCAAAGGAUGGAAAAGAGGUUCAGCUCGACAAGGCAGGCCGUUUUAGCUGGAAAGAUGUAAAUGAGAAAAAAGUGCGUUUUGUGCACAGCAAAGAAAAACCCAGGAAAGGUUACUUUUUCCUGAAAGUUAGUGACCAGCAAUUCUUCUCUGAGCCACAGCUGAUCAACAUACAAGCAUUUUCAACACAGGCCCCCUAUGUGCUGAGAAAUGAGGGCCUCCGUAUUAGCCGAGGAGAGAGGAGCACCAUCACCACCCAGCUGCUUGACAUCCGAGAUAAUGACAACCCACAGGAUGUAGUCAUUGAAGUGCUCAGUCCUCCCCUUCAUGGCCAGUUGCUCCAAACCCUUCAGUCCCCUGCAACCCCUGUCUAUCAGUUCCGACUGGAUGAACUCUCCAGGGGCCUUCUCCACUACGCGCAUGAUGGCUCAGAUAGCACGUUUGAUGUUGCGGUCUUGCAGGCCAGUGAUGGACACUCCUUCCAAAAUAUACUGUUCCAUGUGAAGACUGUGCCCAAGAAUGAAGGGGGUCUUCGGCUUGUGGCUAAUUCAAUGGUGUGGGUUCCAGAAGGGGGGAUGCUGCAGAUUACCAACAGAAUCUUACAGGCCGAAGCUCCAGGUGCCAGUGCCUCAGAAAUCAUCUACAAAAUUACGCAGGACCACCCCCAAUUCGGGGAGGUUGUCCUUCUGGUUAACAUGCCUGCAGACAGCCCGGCAGAUGAAGGGCAGCACCUGCCUGAUGGGAGGACAGCAACGCCCACCAGCACCUUCACCCAGCAGGACAUCAACGAAGGCGCCGUGUGGUACAGGCACUCGGGAGUGCCAGCCCAGGGCGACUCCUUCAGCUUCCAGGUGUCCAGUGCCACGGAGGCCCACGCCCACCUGGAGAGCCGCAGGUUCAACAUCGCGAUCUUACCACAGAUGCCUGAAGCGCCUAAACUCUCCCUGGGAGCAUCUCUUCAUAUGACUGCUCGGGAAGAUGGUUUGACUGCGAUUCAGCCCCAUUCCCUCUCCUUUGUAAACUCUGAGAGGCCAAGUGGAAAGAUUAUAUACAAUAUCACUCUACCUCUGCAUCCAAAUCAAGGGAUUAUUGAACACAGGGACCAACCUCACUCUGCCAUUCGGUAUUUCACACAGGAAGAUAUUAACCAGGGCAAAAUCAUGUACCGUCCUCCUGCUGCGGCUCCCCACCUGCAGGAGAUCAUGGCCUUCUCCUUCGCUGGACUCCCAGAAACGGUGAAAUUCCACUUCACAGUUUCGGAUGGAGAACACACAAGUCCAGAGAUGGUCCUCACCAUUCACUUGCUUCCCACUGAUCUGCAGCCGCCCAUGUCCCGGGUCACAGCUCCAUUGCUUGAGGUCAGCCCAGGAGGCAGCACUUCUAUAGGACUUGAGGUAGCAGUAGGGGAGACCGAGGCAGCACCUGGACAGCUCUUCUUUGAGCUUCGGAAGCCUCCACAGCAUGGUGUGCUCCUCAAGUACACAGCUGAGUUCCCAGGGCCCAUGGCCGCAGGUGAUACUUUCACAUAUGAGGAUAUUGAGAAAAAUGUUCUGCAAUAUCUACAUGAUGGCUCCUCUGCCCGGGAAGAUAGCAUGGAGAUCUCAGUGUCAGAUGGCAUCUCAGUGACAACUGUGGAAGUGAACGUGGAGGUGUUGGGGUCAGAGGGCCAGGGGCCGAGGCUGGCUGCUGGCGCCUCUCUGAGCAUUGCGGUUGCUAGUAAGAGCACAGCCGAAAUCACCAGGUCGCACCUUGCUUAUGUUGAUGAUUCUUCAUCUGACCCUGAGAUCUGGAUUCAGUUAAGUUCUCUGCCCAUGUAUGGUGUUCUCUUAAGAAUCUCAGGACCUGAGGUGGAAGAACUCUCAGAGGUUUCCAAUUUCACAAUGGAAGACAUCAACAACAAGAAAAUUAGGUAUUCAGCUGCUCUUGAAACUGAUGGCCAUGUGGUUGCUGAUAGCUUCCGUUUCUCUGUCUCUGAUACAGACCACAACCGUCUGGAUGAUCAGAUGUUUACCAUCAUGAUCACUCCUGUUGAGAAUCCACCUCCAGUCAUUGCUUUCGCUGACCUUAUCACGGUUGAAGAGGGAGGGAGAGCCCCACUCUCGUUUCACCAUUUCUUUGCUGCUGAUGAGCAUGAGCACCUCCAGGGAGAUGCCGUCAUAAAACUAAGCGCUCUGCCCAAAUACGGCUGCAUUGAGAACACGGGAACAGGUGAUCGUUUUGGCCCUGGAACUACCAGUGACCUGGAGGCAUCGUUUUCUAUUCAAGAUGUCCUGGAAAACUACAUUUACUACUUUCAGAGUGUUCAUGAAAGCAUUGAGCCAACCCAUGAUAUUUUUAGUUUUUAUAUAAGUGAUGGAAACAGUCAUUCAGAAAUCCACAGCGUCAACAUCAACAUUGAGAGGAAGAAUGACGAGCCUCCCAGGAUGACCUUGCGGCCCCUUGGUGUGCAGCUAGGCUCAGGAGUGGUGAUAAGCAAUUCUUCUUUGACCCUGCAAGACCUGGACACUCCAGAUAAUGAGCUGACUUUUGUAUUGACAAAAAAGCCUGACCACGGUCAUCUGCUCAGGAGGCAAACUGCUUCUGAGCCUCUGGAGAAUGGGAGGGUUUUAGCUCAGGGCUCCUCCUUCACCUACCAGGAGGUCCUGGCCGGGCUGGUUGGGUACAUGCCAGGUGGUCCAGGUGUGGCAAUGGAUGAGUUCCGGUUCUCCCUGUCCGAUGGCCUCCACACAGACACAGGCAGGAUGGAGAUACACAUACAGCUGCCUACAAGUGAUGCCCCCCACUUGGCUGUAAACCAAGGCCUACGGCUCUCAACAGGGUCUGUGGCACGCAUCACAGAACAGCACUUGAAAGUGACAGACAUUGACUCAGAUGAGCAUCAGGUGAUAUACAUCGUGAAGGAAGAUCCCAGCUCAGGGCACCUGCAGAUGGUAAAGCCUGACAGCGUAGAGCAAAUCUCCGUUAAAGGCCCCAUCCGAAGUUUCACCCAGAUGGACAUUGGCCAAGGCCGUGUAGAAUACAGCCAUGGAAAAGGAGAAUCCGGUGGGAGCUUUGCUUUUAAAUUUGAUGUGGUUGAUGAAGAAGGAAACAAAUUGACUGGCCAGUCAUUUUCCAUCAUUGUUUUAGAAGACAAAUCCCCACCAGUCAUCAUCACCAAUAAUGGGCUGAUCUUGGAUGAGAACUCAGUGAAGAAAAUCACGACUCUGCAGCUCUCUGCCACUGACCAGGAGGGUGAGCCUGCAGAACUGAUCUAUAGAAUCACUGGACAGCCCCAGUUGGGCCACCUGGAGCAUGCAGCAUCACCAGGUAUCCAGAUUAGUUCCUUCACUCAAGCUGACCUAACCUCACGAAAUAUUCAGUAUAUCCACACCAGUGAGACUGAGAGACAUUCAGAUGCCUUCAGCUUUACGCUGUCAGAUGGAGUCAAUGAGGUGACUCAGACUUUCCAUAUCACUCUUCGCCCUGUGGACGAUUCACUGCCAGUUGUACAGAACGUAGGAAUGCAGGUCCAGGAGGGUAUGAGGAAGACCAUCACAGAGUUUGAGCUCAAGGCAGUGGAUGCAGACACAGAGGCUGAGUCUGUCACAUUCAGCAUUGUGCAGCCCCCACGCCAUGGCACCAUCGAGCGAACCAGCAAUGGGCAGCGUUCCCAGCACACCUCCACCUUCACCAUGGAAGACAUCUACCAGAACCGGGUCAGCUACAGCCAUGAUGGCAGCAACUCCCUCAGAGACCGGUUCACCUUCAUGGUUUCUGAUGGGACGAAUCCCUUCUUUAUUAUUGAGGAAGGAGGAAAAGAGGUUAUGACGGCCGCACCUCAGCAGUUCCGAGUAGCCAUCCUCCCCGUGGAUGACGGCAGCCCUAGAGUCGUCACUAACCUGGGGCUUCAAUGGCUGGAGUAUAUGGACAGCAAGGCAACCAACCUGAUCACCAAGAAGGAACUGCUGACCACGGACCCGGACACCGCAGACCUGCAGCUCAUCUAUGAGAUAACGGAGGGCCCGAAGCAUGGCUAUGUGGAGAGCAAGCUGCAGCCUGGCCAGCCUGCUGUUACUUUCACACAGGAGGAUGUGAACUUGGGGUUGAUCCGUUACGUGUUGCAUGAGGAGAAGAUCCACGAGGUGAUGGAUAGUUUUCAGUUUCUGGUGAAAGACAGUAAGCCUAACGUGGUCGGCGACAAUGUCUUCCAUGUUCAGUGGUCCCUCAUCAGCUUCAAAUAUACCAGCUACAAUGUCAGUGAGAAGGCAGGGUCCGUCAGCGUCACAGUGCAGAGGACCGGGAACCUGAACCAGUAUGCCAUCGUCCUGUGUCGCACCAGGCAGGGCACCGCCAGCUCUGGCGUCAGCUCCCAGGCUGGACAGCAAGACUAUGUGGAGUACGCUGGCCAGGUGCAGUUUGAUGAGCGAGAGGACACCAAGUCCUGCACCAUUGUCAUCAAUGAUGAUGAAGUGUUUGAGAACAUCGAGAGUUUUACCGUGGAGCUCAGCAUGCCAGCAUAUGCCCUCUUAGGGGAGAUCACCCAGGCGAAGGUCAUUAUCAAUGACACUGAGGACGAACCCACAUUAGAGUUUGAUAAGAAGACCUACCGGGUCAACGAGAGCUCUGGUUUUCUAUUUGCACCUGUUGAAAGAAAAGGGGAUUCAAGCAGCAUUGUAUCUGCGAUUUGCUACACAGUCCCUAAGUCAGCUAUGGGAAGUAGCCUCUAUGCUCUAGAAUCAGGCUCUGAUUUUAAAUCUAGAGGGAUGUCUGCUGAGAGUCGUGUGACAUUUGGGCCUGGUGUCACCAUGUCCACCUGUGAUGUCAUGCUCAUUGAUGACAGCGAGUACGAGGAGGAAGAAGAGUUUGAGAUUGCCCUAGCAGAUGCUUCUGACAAUGCCCACAUCGGAAAGAUAGCAUCGGCCAAGGUGCUCAUUAAUGGUCCCAAUGAUGCCUCCACUGUAUCCCUGGGCGACACAGCUUUCACUGUCAGUGAGGAUGCAGGCUCAGUGAAGAUUCCAGUUGUCCGCCAUGGGACCGACCUUUCUACUUUCACGUCUGUGUGGUGUGCCACACGGCCCUCAGACCCAGCUUCUGCCACUCCAGGAGUGGACUAUGUUCCCAGCUCGAGGAAGGUGGAGUUUGGGCCAGGUGUCACAGAGCAGUAUUGCACCUUGACUAUCUUGGAUGACACUCAGUAUCCAGUAAUUGAAGGGCUGGAGACAUUUGUGGUUUUCCUUAGCUCAGCACAAGGUGCCGAACUGACCAAGCCCUUCCAGGCUGUCAUUGCUAUUAAUGACACGUUCCAGGAUGUGCCUAGCAUGCAGUUUGCCAAGGAUUUGCUCCUAGUGAAGGAGAAGGAGGGUGUCCUGCACGUGCCCAUUGUUCGGAGUGGAGACCUGAGCUAUGAGUCAUCAGUGAGGUGCUAUACUCGGGGCCAUUCAGCUCAGGUUGUAGAGGACUUUGAGGAGAGAAGAAAUGCAGAGUCUUCACGGAUUAUCUUUCUGAAAGGGGACAAAAUGAAGAACUGCACGGUUUCCAUCCACGAUGACUCCAUGUUUGAGCCUGAGGAGCAGUUCAGAGUCUACCUCGGUCAUCCUCUUGGAAACCACUGGAGUGGUGCCAGAAUCGGAAAGAAUAACGUGGCCACUGUCACCAUAUCCAAUGAUGAAGAUGCCCCCACCAUUGAGUUUGAAGAACCUGCAUACCAAGUCCGGGAGCCCUCGGGGCCAGAUGCUAUGGCCAUCCUGAACAUCAAAGUGAUCCGCAGAGGGGAUCAGAACAGGACAUCCAAGAUUCGCUGUAGCACACGGGAUGGAUCUGCCCAGUCGGGUGUGGAUUAUUACCCAAAGAGCCGAGUCUUGAAGUUCAGUCCUGGUGUGGAUCACAUCUUUUUCAAAGUCGAGAUCCUGUCCAAUGAAGACCGGGAAUGGCAUGAGUCUUUCUCCUUAGUGCUGGGCCCAGAUGACCCAGUGGAAGCAGCUCUUGGCGACGUGACCACCGCCACAGUGACCAUCCUAGACCAGGAGGCGGCAGGCAGUCUCGUGUUGCCAGCGCCACCCAUUGUUGUCACACUUGCUGACUAUGACCAUUUAGAAGAUGUUACCAGAGAAGGAGUCAAGAAAGCCCCCUCUCCAGGCUACCCACUGGUCUGUGUCACCCCCUGUGACCCUCAUUUCCCCAAGUAUGCCAUCAUGAAGGAACGCUGCAGUGAGGCUGGCAUCAACCAAACGUCUGUGCAGUUCAGCUGGGAAGUGGCCAGCCCCACUGAUGGCAAUGGGGCCAGGUCUCCCUUUGAGACCAUCACUGACAACACACCAUUCACUAGUGUCGACCACAAGGUCCUGGAUAGCAUUUACUUCAGCCGGAGGUUCCAUGUGCGUUGUGUGGCAAAGGCAGUGGACAAGGUGGGCCAUAUGGGGACCCCCUUAAGGAGCAACAUUGUUACCAUUGGGACAGACAGUGCUAUCUGUCACACCCCAGUGGUGGCUGGGACAGCGAGAGGCUUCCAGGCUCAGUCCUUCAUCGCAACCUUGAAAUAUCUGGAUGUCAAGCACAAGGAGCAUCCAAACAGAAUCCACAUUUCAGUGCAGAUCCCUCACCAGGAUGGAAUGCUGCCCCUUAUCUCCACCAUGCCAUUGCACAACUUGCAUUUUUUGUUAUCUGAAUCCAUCUACAGACACCAGCAUGUCUGCUCCAAUCUUGUCACCACCCGCGACUUGAGAGGCAUCUCAGAUGCAGGGUUCCUGGACGAUGCAGUCUACGACAGCACAGCCCUCGGGCCUGGCUAUGACCGCCCCUUCCAGUUUGACCCCAGCGUGCGGGAGCCCAAGAGCAUCCAGCUCUACAAGCAUCUGAACCUGAAGAGCUGCGUCUGGACCUUUGAUGCCUAUUACGACAUGACCGAGUUAAUUGAUGUCUGUGGGGGGUCUGUAACUGCUGACUUCCAGGUGAGAGACUCUGCCCAGUCCUUCCUGACAGUGCACGUGCCUCUCUAUGUGUCCUACAUCUACGUGACGGCCCCCAGGGGCUGGGCCUCCUUGGAGCACCACACCGAGAUGGAGUUUUCCUUCUUCUAUGACACUGUUCUCUGGAGAACAGGAAUCCAGACAGACAGUGUGCUCUCUGCAAGGCUGCAGAUAAUACGAAUCUAUAUUCAAGAGGAUGGUCGUCUCGUCAUUGAAUUCAAGACCCAUGCGAAAUUCAGAGGACAAUUUGUGAUGGAGCACCACACCCUCCCUGAUGUGAAAUCAUUCAUAUUGACUCCAGACCACCUAGGAGGAAUUGAAUUUGACCUGCAGCUCCUAUGGAGUGCUCAGACUUUUGAUUCUCCAUAUCAACUCUGGAGAGCCACAAGCUCUUAUAACAGGAAGGACUACUCAGGGGAGUACACCAUCUACCUGAUCCCCUGCACGGUACAGCCUACGCAGCCAUGGGUCGAUCCAGGCGAGAAGCCUCUGGCCUGCACUGCACAUGCCCCAGAAAGGUUCCUGAUCCCCAUUGCAUUCCAGCAGACCAACCGCCCCGUGCCAGUGGUGUAUUCACUCAAUACUGAAUUUCAGCUCUGCAACAAUGAGAAGGUGUUCCUAAUGGAUCCCAAUACAUCUGAUAUGUCACUGGCGGAAAUGGAUUACAAAGGGGCCUUCUCAAAAGGUCAAAUCCUUUAUGGCCGAGUACUCUGGAAUCCAGAACAAAACCUUAACUCUGCUUACAAACUCCAGCUGGAGAAAGUCUAUCUUUGUACUGGCAAGGAUGGCUAUGUGCCUUUCUUUGAUCCCACGGGGACCAUCUACAACGAAGGGCCACAGUAUGGAUGCAUUCAGCCUAACAAGCACCUGAAGCACAGAUUCCUGCUGCUGGACCGCAGUCAGCCUGAGGUAACCGAUAAGUACUUCCAUGAUGUGCCCUUUGAGGCCCACUUUGCUUCCGAGUUGCCUGAUUUCCAUGUGGUCAGUAGCAUGCCAGGUGUGGAUGGAUUUACUCUGAAAGUAGAUGCACUCUAUAAGGUGGAGGCGGGACACCAGUGGUAUCUCCAAGUGAUCUACAUCAUUGGCCCUGGCACCAUCGCAGGGCCUCGGGUCCAGCGCUCUCUCACGGCCCCUGUGAGGCGCAGCCGAAGGGACCUGGUGGACCCCAGCGGCCAUCUGACCCUUGAUGAUUCCCUCAUCUAUGACAAUGAAGGGGACCAAGUCAAGAAUGGUACGAAUAUGAAGUCCCUGAAUCUGGAGAUGCAGGAGCCAGCUGUAGCUGCCUCUCUGUCCCAAACUGGGGCAUCUGUUGGCAGCGCCCUUGCUGCUGUCAUGCUUCUACUUCUGGUGCUUUUGGUGGCUUGUUUCAUCACCAGGAAAUGCCAGAACCAGAGGAGGAAACCGCCCCCAGAGGACAUUUUGGAGGAAUACCCCCUGAACACCAAGGUGGAUAUGCCCAAGAGGAACCUGGACAGGGUGGAGAAGAAUGUAAACAGACACUACUGCACCGUGCGGAAUGUCAACAUACUGAGUGAAACUGAGGGGGCUUACUCAUUCAAAGGUGCCAAAGUAAAAAAAUUGAAUCUGGAAGUCCGAGUUCACAACAAUUUACAAGAGGGAACAGAAGUUUAAUGGAGGAGACCCAUGUGUAUUUUUUUCUAAAUCAGUUUUAUAAAACGGGGUAAAAUACUGUUAUUUUUAUAGCCUCACAGAUUACAAAGGGAAGACUAUAGCUUUGAGUGGUGGGAGGCACACAUCACAUGCAUCAACGCACAACUGAGCUACCUCAUUAAGCAAAGAACCGCUAAGACCCCCAGAGUACUAGCGUAGAGUUCUUCUGGUAGACCCCUCUAAUAGUCUCUGCAGGUACAAAUUGCUCCUUCUGUUAGGCUGAUCUUAGAAAGCAAGUGUUUUAAUAUUAAGAUGGGGGUUGGACUAUUAGGUUAGCUGAAGGAGUUCAGAGGGCUGGGCAAUGUACUGUGGUAGAUCUCAGAAAGAGAGCGGGGUCCAGGCCUUUGGUUCCCCACCACCACCUCCAGCUCUCUUACACCUGGGCUUUUCUUCGGCCUCUGCACAGCAGAGUUCAAAUUGCCUACACCCAGCCCAGAUUCCAUUUAGAGUUCUGCUAAUCAGCACAACUGAUAGGUUUUCUCAUUGCAGCCGCCCAACAGCCUGCACUCCGUGGCUUUGAAUUGAACUUUGCAUUUUCACAGCCCUUUUCACAUGGGGGUUUCAAAGUGCUCUUGACUAGAGCACCUCUCUGCAACCUGGGCAUGCCCUGUCAGAUGUCUGGCAGGCUCAACUCCAUUUCAGAGGGGGAAAGAGACGUGGGGAAAAGAGGGGCCUGGCAAGCAUCUCAGAGCACCUUAGUGAUGUGCCAUGCCAGGCCCAGGGCGUGUCCCUGUGUCCUCUCUGAUUAAGGAUACUGCAGAGCAAGAUGGAUGCACCUGGCCUUUUUAUUCUACAUUGCCAUGGAUGCUUAAAAUACCCACCAUGCUUUGCUAUCUGGGAGCUGUUUUAUUCUUCUAGGGUUCCAGGAAAGUAAGUGAUUCACUUGAAGAGAGCAAAUCAGGAGAAAGCCCAGGUCAGAGCGAAAUCAGUCAGUAGAUACCAGCUAGCGCUCACAGCAGAUUGAAGUGUGAGUACAGCAGAUGAAGGCACCACUCCUCUUACAGUUUGUCAGGGGUGUCUCUUCUGGGGGUUCUUUUCUGGUAGCUCAGGCGCUUAUUUUAUCAUAUCAGCACAUGACAAGACCAUAGCCACGUGGCUUUAAAAUGAUUAGUGUUCAAAUAGCAGCUUAAUGAUUUUGUAUGUAGUGUGCACACAGCUUGCUUUUGUGUUUCUUCUUUGUUUCUGCCUUAUUGGCAAAAAACAUAAGCAUGCAUGUUACGUUGUUUUGAGUUGGAGGCACAAUUUCAUUGUUCAGGAGUAAAAUACAUGUUCUCUUCCUAAUGCAUGGCACACCAUAACCACUGAGCAAAUAACAGGGCAUUUGCAUUGUGUAAUAUUUGUAUUAGAAUGACCCAAGCUCUCUAAGAACAUUCCAGACUGGACACACUUUGGCACUAGAAGCUAGAAAGAAUGGACUGUGAGAGGUUGUAGGCAACUCCACCAGACUCCAAACUGCUUGAGAGAAGGACCUGUGUGAGCUGUGCCUUUGGUUCUCAGCAGUUCCUUGCACAUACCAAGCACUCUAGAAAUAUUUGUGAAGUAAACAACUGAGUGGUGUCAUGGGUGAAUGAUAGAGGAAUAAAUUUACAAAGGGGAGGUGAGAGAGUGUGGUGGCAAUGUCACAAGGGCAAGUAGAGAAAAAAAUAUCCAAAACUCUCUCUUCUAUUUGGAUUAUAAAAUAAUCUCAUUGGAACAAAGAAGCUCCACCUGAUAAAAAAUGAAGAUGGCAUGGUCUUAAGGAGGACUGAACAGAAAAAUCUUAAUAAUGCAUUAGCAGGAGGUGACACCACGAAUCAGUUUCCAGAGCAAGACAUUCAGAGGAAAGUCUAAAUUUCAUUCUAAGAUGAGCGUAAGAUUUUCAGGAGAGGAAUGAAUUGGGGUGAGCCUGGGGCCUGACACUCCUGACUGGUCAGGUGCUGCAUGAGGCCGGCUUGGGUGGUUUGGGGCAGAACUUCUGUAUUGGCCUCAUGAACAACAUGGUGUCUCAUGGCUGGGGAACUCCGGUCAGGCCUGGAAUCUUCUGCAGAACAACCUGGAAGGUUAAUGCUCAUUCUGCAAGGACAGGAAGCCUGUCACUUGUGGAGCAACUUUUGAUUUGGCCUGUUAUUUGUAACUGCUCCUAGUUGCCAGAAUGCUUACUUUCCAUUUGCUCCAGUAUUCUUCUUGAACAUCCCUUCCCUUUACUACCAAAUAGGACACAUACAUGGGAAGUGUGCAGACAUAAGGUAGAAUGAAGCUAGUGUGGGAAGGGAUGGAGAGUGAGAUCUCAGAGUGCUCUUAGCAGCCUCGGGUACGCGGUGGUUGAGUGACAGGCAGCCUUCUGUGAGGACCUUCAGGGAGGUAAGUGUGUAAAAGGAAAGCCCUUGGGACACUCCUGCUUCCCUUUCUGCCUUCCCCCACUGCAUGCACUUCACCGAGUGCUCUUUUCUCUGGUGUAUGCACACUCAUUCAACAGAAAGGGUCAAGAUGUGAAGCUGAGUUGUGCUCCUUUGAUACAGGAUGUUUCAUUUUGUUUAUGUUUUAUACUUUACAUUAGAGAUCAGAUAAUUUGGUUACUGAUGUGAGAUUAUAUUUCAGUCAAAGCUCUCCUUUUGGUUCUCUAACUUGCUCACUAAUGCCUCAUGUGCAUUUUACUAAUGUUUUAUACCAUGCUUUUAGGUGAGAAGUAACAGAAAACCCUGAAGACUUGCUAUUUGCUAUCACAGGCUGGCUGUGAAAGUUAAAGAAAAGAGUCUAUACCUUUUUUCUGCCUUACUGCCCUUAUAUUGUGCCCCAGGCCUCCUGAAAGACUCCUGCAGAUGCAGAAAUAGCGUGGAAUGUGUUUGCACAGUCUCAUGAUAUUCAGUCUCAUCUAUAGGUGUUCAUUAUCCCUGGUACUAUAAACCUGCUCGGACUGAAUACAACAUUUGUGGUGCUGUCGACCUGAUUUCUGGACUCAAGUGAUUUUUGUAUUUCCAAUAUCAAUUUGUGUGUUAUGAAUUUCUGAUUGCUCCAAUAGCAUAUGCCACUAUAUAAAUUUGUAUUAAUAAAUGACAGUCUGGUUG